AUGGCUGCCGGCACUUGUCAGAGGUUAAUCAGGUAGCAUGGCAUUAUCUCAGCGUCAGUUCAGUCUGGUUUAGAAGUGCAAAUCAGAAGCCAUCAAUACUGGUUUACCAAGAAAUGUCAAGAAACUUGAAAAGCAGAUAUUCUUAUUUAAAGUGCGUCUAUAUUUCUACUGCUGCAAUUAAAAUAUUAUUUUUGUUUUUUUAAAAUAAUUUUUAUCAAUAAAGCGCCAACAUGUCCCACAGUGCUGUUCAGUAGUUAGUAGACACAUCCAUUUGGUUUUAAAUGAAUUGCAAUUCGAAUUUUAGGCAACUGGAAAUUUGUUGCAAUCCUGAAUAAUUACAACUUUUGAGGCCUAAAAUGUGAAAAUUGGAGUGGAGCUUGAAAGCCAACUGUGUAAGAUGCAGGCUGGAUGAACUUCUCAACAGAAAGCCAUAAAUAAGCGAAUAUUCAGUGUUUUGUCAUUAUCUAUUGCUAUGUAUUUGUUAAUAUUACUUGGAGACACUUUAAUCCUCAGGCAAAUUAUUUUAGACUCUCCAACAUUUUUCCAUUUUUAACUGCGGCCUGCUGGCCAGUCGGGAAGGCAACCGAUUUCCAACUCCUGACAAGCCUUGCAUUGUUGGAAUCCAUGCCCCCCAUUCCCCUUUGACAUGUUUUGUACGAAGUAUGUGUGAGUAAAUGUAGGGGUGUGUUUGCAUGUAGUGUUGGCAUUUAAAUGCCAACAUGCCUUUUUGGUAUAGUGUGGUUUUUAAUAUGGUGGUGUGUUUUUAUGUAGUGUUGAUAUUUGGAUGCAGGGGUGUAUUUGUGUGUAGUGUUGGCACAUAUACACAUAUACUCAAAUAUACACACACUGUCACACAUGCAGAUACAUAGACACACAGGUAUAUGCAUGCAGAUACAUAGAAACACGGUCAUGCACAGAUACAGACAAACACGAACACACAUACAGAUAGAGACAGACAGAUACAAACACACAUAUAUACACACACUCACACACUUACAGACACACACUGAAACACAUAUACAGAGACACAUAGGCACAGGCACACAUACAGAUACACACACAUACAGAUACACUGACAUACAGAUACACUGACACACAGAUACAAGCACUGAGACACAGAUACAAACACAGCCACACAAACAUAUAUACAGACACACAGGUAUAAGUGUGUUUGUUUAUUGUAUGCAGUGUGUAUUUGUGUAGUGUAUGCACCUACCUUCCCCAAUACACCACUGCCUGUAUUCCCACUAAAAGAUCAUGUGUGCUGGCUGCCUCCCAGUGCUUGGGGAAAGACAUAUUCCUAUGUACAAUCCUUCGUACUUCCUGUUGUUGUCUACAGGAAAGUUUUGGACUAUAAAUUCUCAUUGACCGUGUGAGAUUGAUGAUAAUGAUUCAUUUUGCAUCUGGGUUUCCAUGCUCAAUGACAAACGGGGACAACAUUCUAUUACCCUACCAGAAAAGUGAGCAAGUUUAGCCCCAUUCCACACCAGUACCAUAGAUUCCUACUUUCCUAUCUAUGACAACAAGAGAUGGAUAGAUAAAUAGAUAGACAGACAGACAGACAGAUUUUAUAAAUAUCUAUAUUUUUUCUAAUUUUUUCAUUUAUCUUUUUUUUGCAGUUGACUUGUUAUUUGCUGAUUCUCCUGCCUCAAGCGAUUGUUUACAAGCGGAGAAGCUUUGCCUGGAGGACGAGCCGUGUAAUUCCAGUUACCAUGAUUUGAGGCACUGUUCACAUGUGAGUACAGCCGAACCAGUCAAUAAAACCCGAUGUCUUCAAGCAGAGGUGGCCCUGAAACAGUACCCCUUGGUGGGCUGCAAGUGCAAGCGCCGCAUGAAGAGAGAAGAGCACUGCUUGAACGUGUACUGGGCAGUAAACCCAGUUAAUGUACAAGGUGAGUGGUGAGUCCCUGUCCUCCGUUCAUGUUUCGAAUCACUUAUUGAUUUGUUAAUAUAGCUCAAACCAGUCCUGUCAUCAAACCAUUUUGAACGACUACCUCUACAAAUCUUAGCCAAAAUGAUAGAGGAACCAUUAUUCUUUGGGCUUGUAGAGUGAGCCCAUGAGCGGCAGGUGGGGGCCCCUAGUGAAAAUAGGGGGUGGAGAACCUAUUGUCCAGCCCCCUGGCCCCCACCCAUGAGUGGUGGGUGAGGGCCCUAAAUGAAAAUGGGCCUUAUUGUCCGUCCGUCCCCCCACUCAGCCCCAGGAUUGUAGAGUGUGGUUGGCCAGCUAUGUUGUGGACAUUGGUCCUAUUGUAUUUCUAUUGAGUAUCAGGGUUUGCACCACUGAACAACCCUAAAGAUUCUACUGUUGUGCUAUUGGUUUUUUUUUUCUUGGGGGACAUGCUGUGUUUCACCUGCUCCAUACACCACCACCAAUAGGAAUCUGUUUAUGCUAAAUCUUUGAUUGCAUUUGGGCGUUAGGAUUUAGGAACUGGCGUUUAGAAGUUAAGAGAACCGAGUUUGGUUGAAGGACUAAGAAAAAAAAUAUAUAUAUACUUUUUAUGUUACCUGAAUUACCCCACAUCCUAAAUACUAAAAUUAUUACGAAGAAAACCCCAAAGCCAAACGAACAUAAACAAAACCUUGAAGGCAAAAUAAAGAUGGAUUUUUCUGACAAUCUGAAUGGAGCACUUUUUCAUGUUUUUACUAAUAUGUUUGUUCUUGUUUUUAUUUUUUUAUCCAAUUAUUUUGUCUCUAAGUCACAGUUUCACUUAAACUACAAUAAAUGUGGUUAUAAAUCAGUCUGUGUAAGUAAGAUACAUUGUUCUUGCUCUAAAUCACAUUUUAGCUGUAUAAUUUUUUUAUUAGAAUGUCAAGUAACAUUGUUCAGAGCCACACUCCCGUUCACACUCCUAAAAUUUAGGGUCCCUUGUUAUCUGUUCUCCAGUGAGAAUUCCAAGUGAAUUUCAAAUUUAAGGUCAAAAUAGCCAAACUGGAAAAUUUAUCUAAGUCAGCCAUGCUUCCAGUUCAGCUACUCUGGCCUUUAAUUUGAAAUUUACUUUGAAUUCUCACUUUAUUGAAUAACCCUGUAAAGUAGUUUUUGCUGCUGCCCUAGUUAGUUGUGUAAACCUUACAUAUUCACUGUUCAUUGUGAUGGUUAUUUUGUGGUUGUUCACUAAAGUAAGAAUUGUCAGGAAUUCAAAGUGAAUUUACAUUCCUCCCCCCAAAAAAUAGCAGAAACAGAAAAAUCCAUAAUAGCUAUGUUUUCAGUUUGGCCAUUUUGGGUUAAAGAGACACUUUAGGCACCCAAACCACUUCAGCUUCUUGAAGUGGUCUGGGUGGUGCAUAGUCCCAGGUCCCUUAACCCUCCAAAGGUAAUUAUUGCAGUUUUUAAUGAUUUUUUGUCUUACUAAAUAAAGUAAAAUAUCACUUGCAUGCAAAUCUGCAGCUCCUGCCUCUGCCCCUGAUCUGCUUCCUGUCUGCUGACAUCAUCAGAAGUUGUGGUCAGAGCCAAUCACAAUUCUUCCCUAUAAGAUUGGCUGAGACUGUCAAGGAGGCAGAUCAGGGGCAGAUCCAGCACAAGUCAAACACAGCCCUGGUCAAUCAGCAUCUCCUCAUAGAGAUGCAUUGAAUAAAUGCAUUCUAUGGGGAAAGUUCAGUGUCUGCAUGCAGAGGAUUGAGACACUGAAUGGCAGUGCUGCACAGUGUGCAGCCGUGCCCCAGGAAGCACCUCUAGUAGCCAUCUGAGGAGUGGCCAGUGGAGGUGUCCCUAGGCUGUAAUGUAAACACUGCAUUUUCUCUGAAAAGACAGUGUUUACAGCAAAAAGGCUGAAGGGACUAAUUCUACUCACCAGAAAAAAUGCAAUGAGCUGUAGUUGUUCUGGUGACUAUAGUGUCCCUUUAAGUGUUACAACAUUGCUAUUCUGCUAACUAGAAAUUAGUAUUAAAUCAAUAAUAACACAUUUUAUUUGGAAUUACAACAUCCCUUAAAAAUUCUCAGUGUAUAUGAUGAUGCUUACGAAACAGGUAUGAACUCGCUGCAAGCACUGAUAAUUGGAUUCAUAGUAUAAACAAAAUUAAAUAGUGUAUCUCAUGAAGCAGAAAUAUAAAUGAAUGCAGUUAAAUGCAGAAGUUUGCCCUCACUAAAAGUUGAUGUAACAUGGGAGGUUUCAUUUAUCCUAAAUAAACUUUUAAUAAAUUAACCAUAAGGGGUGUUUAAUUCAUUCUAUAGCCCCAGGAGUAUUGCCUCUGCCUCUGCCUUUAACCCCUUAAGGACCAAACUUUUGGAAUAAAAGGGAAUCAUGACAUGUCACACAUGUCCUGUGUCCUUAAGGGGUUAAAGAAACACUCCAAGCACCAUAAGCACUAUAAUUAGCUGAAGUGGUUUUGGUGCCAGGAGUGCCCUGGCUACCACCAUAUUUUUUCUAACAAUUUGACUUCCAACUUGGGGUCCAACAGGAGUCACUUCCUGCUGUCAUUAGUAAUGCUGAAAUACCUUGCUUAGCUGAUUGGCUGAGAAUGAUCCACUGAUGCUAUGGAAUGUUAGGUUACAAAAACAGAAACAACAGCUAGCGCUGACCAAGUUCUUCAGCAUCCACAUGCAGCCUACCCUUUCUUUUCCUGAUAGUAAGGAGUGAAGUUGUGAAGAUUAUAUAACUAAAAGAGGGGGAAUUGCCACAAAAUACCCCCCUUCCCCCCAAAAAAACAGUUGAAAAUUGUGUGCUGUAGUCUAUGACUCAUUUUGAAGACUUUGCCUUUUGAACCAAGAAAUUACCUGAGUUUAUUAAACAACUUUAUUUUUUUUCAAUUUGACAAUUUUUAUUGGGUUUUUUUUUUGGUUUGCGUGGGGUACAGAAGAAAGAAGGGAUAGGGUUGUAGCAUCAUCACCAUCGUACAGUUCCCAUCAGUAUAUUACAUUGUUGUACAUGCUUGCCUAACAAUAAACAAUGAACAACCUGGUUUAUCUAGAAACAACCAUAGUAACCAUCAUCGUUAAUCGCCUUCCGGCGAGAUUUGUGUCAGAUCCUGCCAUCUAUCUAAUGUUGUUUGCGUGAUUUGGUCCGUCUUUCUGCCUCGGUUGUCUAUGCUGCCCCUUGUUCUGGGACUUCUUUGGUCUCGGUGCUCCUAGGAGCGCACCUGGUGAGUGCAGUGAGGUUGCUGCUAGGGGGGGGAGGUGGUUAGAUAGGGGGGGGGGGGGGAAUGGGGGGGGAUUUGUUAUUUUCCCUGGCUAGCCCCAGAAGAGUUCUCUGUCAAGUCUCGUGAGCCCUGAGGCUUCUUGGUUCUUUUGUGCGCCUGUUGUGUGGUACCAGUACUGCAACAUGCUAUCUGGCGGCUAGCGGAUGUUCUAUCUGUCUCCUUUUGUUAAUAUUGGGUUUCAACUAACUCAACUAUGUACAGUGUGGGUGUCCUCUCCCUUAGUCCUGUCCUGUCCUUUAAGGGUUGUGUGUGCCCUUCCUUAUAUAGCUGUGGCCGCCUCCCUUGCUGCUGAAUCUCUGCUGUCUGCUAUUGUGUUGCUAACUGGUUCCUACCCCUGCUUUCCUUGUCGUGUCUCGCUAGGAAAUUUUCCCACUUCUGUUUGGCUCCCGUCCUAUAUUCCUGUAUUGUGAGUCCUGUGUGUAUCCUUGUCUCGUAGUCUAUGUUCGUUGUGAUUUGUUGGAUCACUGCGUCUAUGCUCGGGGUUUCUGUCUGUUUCCACGCUUUUGCUAUGUGUAAGUUUGCUGCGAUUAGGAUGUGGAACAUUAAGAAAGCUUGGAGUUUUGGGAGAUUGUCUAAGGUCAUGAAAAGGAGUCCACAUUCCGGCUCUAUUUUCCCCGCUUGUUGUAGAGCGAUUGCAAUUAUGUUGCUUAUUUCCUCCCAAUAAUCUGUGAUAAGAGGGCACAUCCACCAUAUGUGGUACAUCGUUCCUUCCUCCCUCCCGCAUCUCCAACAAUUCUUAGACGUGUUGGGGUAGAUAGACGCUAGUCUGGAAGGGACCAUGUACCAUCUGUAUUGUAUUUUACGGAUUAAUUCUAAGUGGGAAGCGCAUCUAGACCUUCCUCUGUGUGCUAUAAACGCGUUUUGCCAGAGUUCGUCUGUCAAUGUUUUGCCUAUGUCUGAUUGCCACAUUAUUUGGAAUUUCUCUCUACCCUCGCUUGGGGGGUCGGACAUUAGUUUGUAUAAGGUGGAGAGCAGUUUGGGUGGUACCUUCCUGGUUGUGCAAAUUCCCUCAAUGUUCUUUGCCCUUUUAGGUGUGGUAACCUCUGUGUCAUGUUCCAGGAGUGACUUGAGUUGGAGGUAUGAGAACACGGAUUGUGGCGGUAGGUCGUAACUGGUCUGGAGGUCUGGGAAUUGCAUUAGGGUGGUAUUAUGGAAAAGAUGUUUGACUAACGUGCACCCGCCUCUUUCCCAUGGUUUGUAAUUAAAUGAUGGGUUAGCUAUGUGUAUGCUCUGUAUCGGGGUUGCUAAAGACCAGUGUUUCGUGUAUCCCAGUUGGGUUCUCGUGGUAUCCCACGUCUUUAGUAGGAGUGUUGUGGUAUCGGGUAAGUCCGUGAUUUUGGGGCGUAGGUGGUGGGGCAACCAGAUUAAGUGGUGUAACCCUUUUGGGCAUGUCCACUGUGAUUCUAUAUCUACCCAUUGCGGUCUAUCUUCUACUUUGUGUAUCAUCAGCACCGUGGUUAUUAGGGACGCUUUGUAGUAUGCACUCACAUCCGGUAGUCCUAAACCCCCUGCUGUCACUGGUUUUCGUAGUAUUUUGGUCGAUACUCGUAUUCUGCGGUUUGCCCAUAUAAAUCUGUUUAGUGUUUGUUGGAGUUUUUGUAGAAACUUGUUAGGCAGUGGUAUCUGUAGAGUGCGAAACAAGUAUUGCAGUUUGGGCAUUACCAUCAUCUUGAUGGCCGCAAUCCUGCCUACCCAAGACAGGUAUUUGUCCUCCCAUGUUUGUAAGGUGGCGAUUAUCUCGCUCUGUAAUCUUCCGUAGUUGUGUUCACGGAGUCUGGCUAUUGUUUUAGUUAUUCUUAGGCCUAAAAAGGUAAUGUAAUCAUCCCUCCAAUCGAGGGGGAAUGUGGCUUUUAGGUGUGCUGUUGUGUGUCCUGGUACCCCUAUCCCCAUUGCCUGUGUCUUUGUGACAUUAAGCUUGUAGUAUGACUGGUCACCAUACAGUCGGAUCUCCUUCAGCAGGUUUGGCAGUGAUAUUAGGGGUUGUGUGAGUGUAAGUAGGAUAUCGUCCGCAAAUAGGUUCGCUUUGUAUUCCUUACCCCCCACUCUCACCCCAUGUAUAGAAGAGUUUUCCCUAAUUUUCACCGCCAGGGGUUCUAGGGCCAGUACAUAAAGCAGUGGGGACAGGGGACAUCCCUGUCUUGUCCCGUUAGUGAGCUUAAAGGGAUCAGAUAGGAAUCCGGAGUUUAGUACCUGUGCUGUUGGUGCUUUAUAUAAGGCUUUUAUUACUGCCACUAUCUUGUCUGGAAUCCCAAACUUCUUCAGAGUCUCUUGUAGGAAUCCCCAGUGCAGACGGUCGAAGGCCUUUUCUGCAUCUAGGGAGACCAGGAUCCCCCCUUCGGUGUGAUUACUUAUCUCGUGUAGUAGAGUUAUGACCUUUCUGGUAUUAUCAGACCCUUGCCUCCCCUUGAUGAAUCCUACCUGGUCGUUGUGUAUUAUGUGGGGUAACACGGAUCCCAAUCUCUUGGCGUAAAUUUUUGCUAAUAAUUUCGCGUCCGUGUUGAGAAGUGAUAUGGGUCUAAAGUUCUGUGGUGUUGUUGGUGUCUUGUUUGGCUUCGGGAGUGUCACUAUGUGCGCUAGCAGUAUGUCAUUAGGGAGAGACUGGUUGAUUAUUGCUUCAUUAAAUGUUUUAACCAGUUGGGGUGCUAGGAUCGACUGGUAGGUUUUAUAGUAGGUGUUGUUAAAGCCGUCUGGGCCUGGUGCCUUUCCGUUAGGCAAGGAGUUUAUCGUAUCUAUCAUUUCCUGGGUUGUGAUUGGGUUAUUGAGUAUGUCCUGCUGCUGCGUUGUCAGCGUUGGUAACUGAACUCCCCUUAGGUAGUCUGCAAUUCCCCGUGUAUCCGGUUGUGUAGUGGCGGCAUUAUCUUUGAGGUUAUAUAAGUCCGAAUAAUACCUGGCAAAUACAUCGCUAAUGUCUUUCGGGGUUGAGGCUUUUGUCCCUUUGUGGUCUAGUAAAUGGUGGAUCUUUUGGUUUGUUUGCUUCAGUUUUAGGCGGAGUGCUAAUAAUUUGCUGGCUUUAUUGCCCUGAACGUAGUUCGUCGUUCUCAGUUUGGUCAUGUGUCUGUUGACCUGGUCUAUGGCUUGUUGGUGUAUGAGCCUCGCUAUGUGGGUUAUGCGUUGUUUUGUUGCAAUGGUGGGUGUAAUUUGGUUUAGCGUGUUUAAGUCAUAUAGUUCCUUUUGCCAACCCUUAAGUUGUGUUUGUGUUGUUUUCUUUAUGUACGCUGCUCUCCUAAUCAAUAGGCCUCUCAUGACAGCCUUAUGGGCUUGCCACAGUGUUGUGGCUGCGAUACCCCCUGUGUUAUUGUCCUCAAAGUAAGCCCUCAUCUCUUCUGCCAGUUCCCCUUUAAAAUGUCUGUCUAGCAGUAGUGAGUCAUUUAUUUUCCAGGGGCUACGGUGCUUAAAGUCAUAAUUAUCUUUAAGCUCUAGUGUUAUCGGAGCAUGGUCAGACCACGUUAUUUGGCCUAUGUCGCAGGACUGCGCUUGAUUCAGAUGGGAACCUGAUAUCAGGAUGUUGUCUAUUCUGGAGUAUGAGUUGUGGACCGGGGAGUAGUGUGUAUAUGCUUUUUCGUCAGGGUGCGUGAUUCUCCAGGUGUCAUACAUGUGAUGUGUGUGUAGGAGUCUUUGUAUGGCCUUGCAUUGUCUUUGUAGAGGUCGGUGACUACGGCUUUGUGGGGGCAAUGUGGUAUCCAGUUUCGGGUCUAAGAUAUGGUUGAAAUCGCCGCAUAGUAUUGUAAUGCCGUAUUGAAUAUUCGCUAGUUUGUGAAGGAUUUUGUGUAGAAAGUUCCUUUGAUUGACGUUGGGUGAAUAUAUAUUGGCAAUCGUGUACUCCAUGUCAUUUAACGUGCCUGACACUAUGGCAUAUCUGCCGUUUGGGUCUAUAUCUUGGUUGUGAAGGGAAAAUUUGGUGUCUUUGCUUAUCAAUAUUGAAGCCCCUUUCGACUUCGUAGUGGAAGUGGAGUGGAAUUGGUGUGGGAAAUCUGUAAGCAUCGAUUUAGGAAAAUCCUCUUUGCGGUAGUGGGUCUCUUGCAGACAUAGAAUAUCAGUGCGGAUUGUUCUGAGUUCACGGGCAAGGAGGUGCCGUUUUGCGGGGACAUUCAGUCCUCGCACAUUAUAUGUGCAUAUUCUCACGGUGGUUGUCUGGUGUGGGUGUGCAUGUUAAUUGUGGAAGCGUGUAUAAGUGCGGGGGUCCCUGCUCGUCCCAGCCUAGUCCAGCUGAACAGGGAGAUCCCUAAUGUAGAUUGUGCUGCACCCUUCAGUGUAGUGGGCGGACAGUGGUCUUGUCUAGCUUGUGCUGUAGGCAUCAAGUUUUGGGGGAGAGGUUCGGGGCUACCCACAAGCCCUAUAAUGUAUACAACAACACUUGUACAUAAAACAGAACAUGUAACGAUCAAAAACAUUAGCAAUAUAAACUUCUGAACCAUUUUAGUGUGUGCCUCUAAUUCGGCUUGGCACUGAUUGUAUGUGCCGUGGGGGUUGAGGCAACUACCUCUGUCCUAUGGGAGCUCCCUCUCUCAAGCGCUUCUAAGUGGUGCUUAUCAUAAUGAAACCCUGCGUCCAGUUACUUUUUUUUUUUUUCCUUCUUCUUCUAAAUACUACAAUUCCCUCUCCCGUUUUGUGCUACUCCUCCCUGUUAUGCCCUGUGCACUCCUCCACUUGGGCCCUGUGUUGCUAAUCAUAUCUCAACGUAUUUGUCCCACAGUUUGCUUAGCAAUGGGGCGAUCAGUGCAUCGCGUAUCGUGAACGUGCUAGGUCUUACUAGGGCGAGGCUUCCCUCAGGAAAUCUAUCUUCGGCUAGACCGUUAAUGUUUCCUUCCACCUCCCAAACAGUUUCCCAGCCCCUCCCGUUGUCAAACGGUACAUUACCCAAUCGAUGUGUCAUAGUUCGUGCUAGUAACUGUUAUUGCAAGGCAUAUAGCUGUGGUGGUUAGUGCCGGUCUGCAGUCUCUCAAGUAUUCCUAUCUUCUCUUGGUUUUCUUCCACUCCGGGGAGAUUCUGGGUACCUUUGGGUCAUCUUGGGUGUUCGUCGCUGGAGAUAUGUCCCAGGUUUUCAAAAUUCGUACCCCUUCUUCAGGUGUGGUGAUUACCGUUGUCUUCCCUCCUCUAGUUACUAAAAGUUUAGUGGGGUAUCCCCAUCUAUACGGCAGUUUGUGGUCUCGCAACGCCACCGUGAUGGGUCUAAAAUCUCUCCGUCGUUUAAGGGUAUAGGCUGAAACGUCUGCAUAGAUGACGUGGUUUUUGUAUUCGGCUGGUAGCGUUUUACCUGCUCUGUUGGCCGCCAGAAUGGCCUCCCUGGCAUGGAAGUAAUGUAGCCGCAGGAGUAUAUCUCGGGGGGUCUCUGGUGGCAGAAAUGUGGGCCUCGCCGUGCGGUGGAUUCUGUCCAUGAGAAGUGUGUCCGCGGGCAAGUCAGGGGCUAGAUGUUUAAGUAGGCCUGUGACAUGCGCGUUGAGGUCUGCCGUGCUCACCGUCUCAGGUACCCCCCUAAUUCGCAGGUUGUUCCUGCGUGCUCUAUCUUCCAUAUCUGCUAUCUUCAUGUCCUGUGCUAGUACUUUCGCUGACAGCCCCUCCAGUUUGUCUGCCAGAGCAUUGUGGGCUUCUGAGAUCCCCUCCAUUUUAGUUUCUAUGUGGGAUGUUCUGUGUCCCUGUUCUUGUACCUCCUUUCUGAGGUCUUUGAGUGCAGUAUCCAGUUUUUGGAGGAGUUUGUCAGACAUUUCAUCGAGGAGGUGUUUCAUCCUGCUGUGGGUGAGUGGAGGUUCUCCUUCCUGGGGCUGUGUGUCAGCCUCCUGAUCGCUGUCGGCGCCAUCUUGGGCCGGGUCUGGCGGCUGCCAGUGUUUGCCUUGUGCGGAUCGCGCCGCGAAAAAAUUUGAUUUUUCCUGUUUCUCCGUGGUCCGUUUACUUUUGGGUUGCGACAUAUCGGCUGCAGGUCGGGUUGUGUGUAUUUUGCUACGGGUUAAUUGCUCGUAGAAGCCCGCUUGAGCGGAGCUCUCAGCUCAUGCGACUUGUUCGCUCGGCGUCCAGGACACGCCCCCCUUAUUAAACAACUUUAAAGGGACACUACAGGCACCCAGACAACGACAUCUCAUUAAAGUGGUCUGGGUGCACUGUCCUGUCCCCUUAGCCCUGUGAUGUAAAAGAUUUUAGAUAAACUGCAAUGUUUUCAUUGCAGGGUAAAGCCUACCUCUAAUGGAUGUCUUCCAGAUAGCCACUAGAGGCACUACCUUAAUUCUGUGAAACGAUGUUGGACAUCCUUGCAUGAGGAUAUCUAAAAUCUUCAAAUUCUCCUUAGGAAUGCAUUGAUUCAAUGCUUUGUGUAACGGCACCCCCAGGCACACAAGGGGUUAAACAGCCGUUUAGAGGAUAUUCCCUUCCAGAUACACAGGCAGCUCCUACAAGCACCAAUCUCCCGAACAGGAAACACACGAAUUCUCCAACUCCCGAACUGGAAACACACGAAUUCUCCAACUCCCGAACCGGAACCAUACGAAUGCUGUAAGCAGCCGAACAGGAAAAACCAUACGAGCAGUUUACACGCCUGGCAGUCGAACUGUAACAGCAUACAAUCAAAUCCCCCCAAGAAUGAGACAACACUUCGUUUGAGGGUCAAGCAGUGAUCUGUUUAAUCUGGGCUACCUGCCCGGUAUUUAUGCAGGUUUCCCACCUGGUGGGACACUGGAACACAAACUGGACAGUAACCAAUCAGGACAGUUUAACCUUAACCACUCCCACAUGCACAUUGUAAUCCCUCCUCUCUAUCCUGGAGAUAAUUGGGAAGUAAUCCAAUUAUCUCCAAGGACAGAGGCAAAACUCCAUUAGCCACAUGUUAGUAAAAAGACAUAAAAUUACACAGUGUUACAAUUACUAAAUAAAACAUAUACAUUCAACAUAUCUCCAGAUAGCUUAGAUCUGAGCGCACAUUAUUACUGAAUGGCGCUCAGAUCACAUACAUACAGUUCAAUCGCCUUGGAGCCAAAGUCUUUCACAUAGUGUUUCGUUACAUGAAUGGGCUCCAUGACAUAGCUAUCUGGGGUAACACUGCUCACAUAGGGAAAGUACCGAACGGACGGCGUUCGUAUGAAUUGCAGGAGAAGGGAGGUUUAAGAUGGCCGCUGCCACGUGUUCGGUUAUACGAACAGCGGCCACCCAGCGUUCACCAAUUAAGCUGCAGUUAACCGCAGCUUCUGGGAGGUAAAUCACUGGCACACUCCUUUCCCAGGUGGUCCCCCGAUUUGUGCGUUGGUUCGGUAGAUUCAAUCUACCGAACGCCCAGCCAGAAAGGCACGAACAAGCCUUUCUAAAGGGGAAAAUAACAGCGUUUAACAUGGGGCCAUAGUCCAGAGGGAGCAGGCAAGCAACCAGGCUUCUCCAGUGCCCAGUGGCGAGGUUGGUUCCGCCACACUUUGCUAUUGGGAAGUUUUGAAGCCAUGCAUGCGCAUUAGAUUCCCAGACCGCUAAGACGUCGCAGGAGGAGAAGACCUAGCCAGGGUCAAGGGAGCCUUGGUGCUGGAAUAAAGGCAAGUUUAAAAAACUUUUUUUUACUCUUUACUCACCGGGAGGAAGCAAGACAUACAGAAAUAGGGACAGGGACACAGAUUUGUAUUCCUAACACUAUAGCGUUCCUUUAACUAGAGGUAAUUUAUCAGUGGUAAACAAUGUAUUUUUUUCAUCAAUGUACUUUGUAGAAACCAUUGGAAUGUACUACUACAAUGUAAUGUAAUAAUCCUAACAUUCUUACAGGUUUCCGAGAUUUAGGUGAUUCUCCUUAUGAUGACAUUGAUGUUGAUAUGACUACCGAAUUCCUUGACAUGGAAAAAUUGCUUACCGGUAAAUAUACAACUUUGUUAUAAAAUGUUCUCUUUGCUUUUUGUUGUAAUGUCGGUGGAUAUCAAAUCAAAAAAUUUAAUGAACACUCUUAGCCCCCUUUCCCCAUCCCCCAUUGUAAGAAGGCAGUUUUAUAAAUUAUUUACUUGUUUCUUGGGUACCAAUGGAUGGCAAUCGCCACUUUCUCUCAUCAGCCAGGGGAGUCAGAGCUUCCUUUAGCCAGUGAGCUAAACCCUACCCUGCCAGGCUUAGCUGCAACCGAAAGCUUCCAACACUAAUAUAGGCCAUAGUGGAGGUUGGAAGUGUUCAUAUUAUACAUUUUAGUUUAAUGCUUAAUUCAUGUGUCAACGUAAAUCAGGGCAUGGGGACAAAGAGAGGAUUACCUUUUAUAUUUCUAAUUGAGCUACAUCUUAAACGUUUCCCUUUUAGACGGUGGACGUAUAUUAUAGCCCUCUGUGUGCUAGAAAGCGACAGAUACAAAACUCCACAGUGAUAUUUAAUGCAAGUAGAUCUGUACCACACAAAACUAUUGUUCAUUCAAGAGUUAAAGGGACACUAUAGUCAGCAAUACAACUUUAACUUAAUGAAGCAGAUUUAGUGUAUAGAUCAUGUUCCUGCAGUCUCACUGCUCAAUUCUCUGCCAUUUAGGAGUUAAAUCACUUUUUUUAUGCAGCCUAUUCACACCUCCCUGCAUGUGACUUACACCGCCUUUCUAAACACUUCCUGGAUAGAGUUAUCUAAUUUUAUACUUCCUGUAUUGCAAAUUCUGUUUAAUAUAUAAUUUAUUUACUCCUGCUCUGUUAAUAGCUUGCAAGAGCCUCCUGUAUGUAAUUAAAGUUCAAUUUAGAGAGCAGAUAAUGCAACAUUUUAAUGCAAGUUACUAUCUGAUUGAAAGUGAAACCAUUUUCUUUUCAUAUAGAUUGUGUCAGUCACAGCCAGGGGAGGUGUGGCUAAGGCUGUAUAGACAGAAACAAAAGUGAUUUAACUCCUAAAUUGCAGUGAAUUGAGCAGUGACAUUUCAGACACAUGAUCUAUACACGAAAAUUACUUCAUUAAGUUGAAGUUGUUUUGGUGACUAUAGUGUUCCUUUAAAUACUCUUUAGGCAUAUCAUAUAAAUAGCUAUUAGGAGGCCACAAGAGACAUUAUAUUGAUUUUAUUGUGUCUCAUGAGAACAUUUCUACAUUAUUAGCUGUAUGCAGUCAUAACUGUUUGUGUGUAACACUCGCUUUGCUACAUUGUUUGUCUGUGAUAUAUUUUUCUUUGUUGUUGUUUAGUCACACCUAUCACUGUAUCAGUAUUGGUUCAUUUAUAUUGAUGAUUUGGAAUUAUUAUACUAUCAGGUCCAGGUGUGGUCCAAACGCUGCAUUAAUCCAUAGCUGCUUUGCUCCUUUUUAUUUGUAAAGCUGAUGGUUUCUUUAUUUGGGUGGUUUUGUUAUUUUUUUAUAAAGGUGUUGUGUUCAUAACCUUUCUUUUUAGUUUACUUAAAUAAGGUUUUAAAAUGUAAUGAAUUUUUAAAAUAACCUCUAAAAUACCUGAAAUAAUGUUAUAGACUCCUGAAAUAAUGUUAUAGACGUUAUGUGAGAUAAUUCCAUAUUUUGAGAUUGUAACUUUUUUCUAUGUGUAGCAUUUUCCUCGUUAAAACCAGCGCUCAAUGAAAAAAAAAUAGUUGAUCAUCUAAAUAGUUUGUGGCAGUCAUCUAAGAUCCUUACCUGUUGCGAUUAAUUUAGAUGGUUUGGAUGAAACAAGUCAAUAUAUGAUUUUUCAGAGUCCUUUUAAUUAAACAUAUUUUUUUUUUUUUUUUUGAGUGAUGGGAUAGAGCUGUUCCAUAAAAGUUCCAGGAAUUUACUACAGGGAUUGGAUGGGGUUAAUAAUCUAUGGAGGAGAAUUCAGACUGUCCCAGAGAUAAUGUAUUCGUGGUAACAGAGUUAAUUGUACAGAGUAUGAAGAAAUAAAUGUGGAAGGAAACAGAGGAGAUUUACAGGAUUAUCUUGGCAUGCAUGGGGAUAAACAAUGGGCAUUGCAGUGGAAGUGGAAGAAUAAUGAGUAGGAGAGUGCUUAGGAAAAAAACAAGAAAUAGGUGAAGGUGAAGAGAGAUGAAUUGGUAGGGUAGAGCACAGGGAAAACCUAAGAAGUAGAGGAAAGCAUGGGAAAAAUCCUAAGGCUUAGGGAAAGAAACCAUGGGUUAGGGCAGAGCAUGGGACAAGUAAGGGCAUGGGUAAAAAAAAACAACCAAAACAUGGGGUAGUGGAGGGCUAAAUGACGGUUGUCAGUGGUAUAAACAGUUGGAAUUAUUAUAAUACCCCAGACAGGCUCAUUUAAUAUAAAUCCUUGGUCUGAAGAAGAAGGGGCAACAGCCUCAGCAAAAUAAUUCUUCUCUACCAGAUCAGGGCCUUCAAACUGAUCAGGUCCACAUUUCUGCUCUUCUCCUUAUCUUCUGAGCUGUGUGGUCGAGCAGAGGCCUUAGUAAGUAAAAUAACACCUCAGGUUUGUUGGUGAAAAACUGCUGGUUCCAGUGGCAUGAUAUGUGAACCCAUUAAUGUACUGAACUCUAUUCCACCAGAUAGUUAUUUUAAUACAUCCUCAGUACUCUGAAACCCACUGACUCUUAGUUAAGAGAUGUGCUUGAUCUCACUGUGUUUAAGAAUGUAAUUUUUCCCACAAAGGUAUACGUCGUUAGUGACUAAUAAACUCUGUAUAUUUUUUCCAAGGAAGUCAUCACUAUCUUUGAUUUGGCAGAGCAGGUGACCAUCAAUUUGCCAGUUGGUGUGGGGAGUGACCUUGUACCUUCAAUUGUGUGUUUUCUAAAUGUAAAUUUCACUAGAUUCGUUAUUAUUACCCAAUUUUUUGCGCAAAUUAUAAUUACAUUAUUAAAUCUUUGAAAAACGUUUGUAGUGUUUCCAGACUUUAAAGGAUUGACAGCUGGAUAAACCAUUUUAUUACUGAGGGUUACUGAACUAGAUACACACACAUCCCCUAUCACCAGGGGCCAAAGACAAGUCUGCAUAGAGUUAAUGCUUUUUGUAUUGAUUGAGACACUGGCUAAUUUUCAGUAACAUGUUGUAAUAUGAAUACAUUUGUCAAAGAGAUGCUUUGUUUGGAAGCUGACUUCUGCGUAAUACACAGUUUAAUCAAAUGCUUUCCACGAGCCAACUGUUGAGCAUGACAUUUAAUGAAAAUACACAAUGUUUUAUGAGUAGUCAGUUGAAGAAAGAAAAAAAAAAGAUUUAACAUAUAAUAGUAAAAACUUCAAUAAUAGACAGAAAAAAAAAAUUUGAAUUCUAAAAUUUGAUUUUGUGCAGAUUUCAUUCAGUGUCUGUAUUUAAACAUCUGAACAUUAAAAUAAAAAUACUUGAUUGUUACAAUGAUAUUAACAAUGGCAGGAAAAUUAGUUUAAAUGUGAAUCGUCAGGAAUUCAAAGUGAAUUUAAAUGUUUAGUCCAAAUAAACAAACUGACAAUAUGUUGCAAGCCAACUAUAUUUUUACUUGGCUAUUUUAAACUAAAAAAAAAAUAAAAAAAUUUAAUUUUCUUUGAAUUCUAAUAAUCUAAACUUUAGUGAACAUUGUGAUGGCUCUUGUCAUUUUCCUUACCCCAUUAAAGGACAAGUCUCCAUAAUUAUAAAGCUACAUUUUCUUAUACAAAAAUAAAUAUGAACAAAAUGUAGAAUUUAUGUUAUUAGUCUUUAUGUUAUCGUCUUUAACCAAAUAUAUACCAUGAAAGCAUUUUCCUCUCUUUCCAUUCCACACUCUGUACAAUCACCAAACAUCGUAGCUGAAGUAUUAGUCGUCUUGAGCAGAUGUCAAUAAAGUCGCUUAUGUAAGAUACAAUUCACGCUCUAUAGUCACUACGAGUUCUAUAUUCGAAAACCAAUGCCUUUGUGUUAAACAUAUUAAUGCAGGUUCUUUUGCGUCAUGCUAUUGAUUGCACUAGUAAAUUACAUAAGGUCAUUGUGAGAUCCAUUCUGCUCUAAAGUGUUAUCAUAAAAACAGAUGGAGGGAGACAAUAGCUGUGGGACACACCUAAAUACAUCAAAGAACAUUACAUUGAACAGAGAGUAGAUAGCCUGCACAUAGAUUUCAUCUAUAUAAAUUUUAUUAAAACGAACCUGUAAUGAGAAAUUGUACUCACUGUACAAUCAGCUCUAAAAACAUUGAAUAUAUUAGAAAGACCCGAUAUAUUGAAUGUAAAAUAUCGGACUAUCGAGAUAUACUUAGCUCACCUUUUUUUCCCAGUGCGGAUAUCUUCUGAAGUUCAUAGGUGUUUCUCGUAGUGUAACACCCACCUCUGGUCCAUCCGCGGGUCCUCCUACAGUGUUUUGUAUUGCCCUGCCUGGGGAUGCUAAGCUGGGCGGACCUCCUGUGUGACGCUUUUAUUGCCAGCAUGUCGGGUGGGAGAAAGACCUAUAUUUAAAAGUAAAAUGAUUUCAUACUUACCAUAAUUUUCUUUUCCUGAUCAUUAUACAUGACAGUAUUUACUAAUGGGUUAGCUACUCCCCUCACAGCAGAAAGGACAGAAAACGGAACCCUGAGAUUGGUAUAAAUAGACCCACCCCCUUCCCAAUAGGCAGUCUUUGUAACAAUUAUAAUUAUUAUUUUAUUAUUUAUAUACCGCCAGCAAAUUCCGUAGCGCUGUACAAUGGGUAGCUUCACAACUCUCAACGUAGGUGGGUGGGAACAUAAUACUGCCAUUUAUAAUGAUCAGGAAAAUAAACUUACGGUAAGCAAGAAACAAUAUUCUAAAUCAAAAAAUUUAAUAGCAAACCUGCUAGCAUGUUGUAUCGAUAAAAUGUUAUGCUCUUUCAAAAGAGCAUAAGUAGUUUGGUGCAUAACAGGUACCCUUUAAAAAUAUAAAAAUGCAUGAAAAAGUAGUGCAUGUGGUUGCCUAAUCUAUGGUUCUUAAAAGAACAUUCCAAACACCAUAACCACUUCUGUGCCCUGGGAUCCACCCACACCCCCUUGUAGGUAGUCAAACUGUUAAGUAAUGGUUUGGAAUAUUAACUUGUUUCUGCUGGUCAGACCUGUCCCCUGCCAGAAGUCUUUAGUGUUUAUUUAAUCAUUUUGUAAGUGUGAAAAUAUAGGAUGAAAUAUAUUAUGAAACCAUGUUUUUCAAUGUCUUCAUAUUAAAUCAUGACAUGGGUCAGUGGUGGCUAAUUCAUAGAGGCACUUGGGGUGGUCCCACGGCAGAAAUUUGUUGGUAUAAUAAAAUUAUUAAAAAUAAAUAAUAAUUGAAGUGGUAAUGAUAUUGUUACUUUAGAGGGAGCUGUACUUGAAAUCCUAAUUAAAUGGAUGUAUAUGUGUAGUACUGCAAUGCUAUACUUUCCUCUUCCUACUUCUUCCACAGAACAGACCCAUUAAUAAUACAUAAUGGUUUUCUGUAGAAACUGUUGAGAGUAACUAAGCAUGUUUGGAAUUUGUGAAAAACGCCCUGCCUGAGUAUAGACUUUGGACAUGCUCAGUCUGCUCUCUUAGAUGAUUUCUGAAAUGACCCAUCUGGUUUGCACUAGGUUGCCCGAGUCUAGAUAACUAUUUUUAUAAAAUGCUUACUAAUUUACAUAGGCUUAAAAGAGACUUGUGUCCAUCAGGCCCAGCCUUUCUAAAUUUCAUUUUUUGCGUUUCUGUUGUGGUGAAAGAGAUUGGAAGAGUAAAUAGAUAUAUUAUUUAUAUGUUUGUCUAUGUAAACAUAUUUUCUGUGAUUAAUAUUUUAUUAAUUUAAUAUUUUAGCAUGAUUUUAAUUAUAUUAAUAAUUAGACUAAGCAAUUUCCUGUAAACAAAGGAAUUGAUCAUUUGCUGUAGGGGUGGUGUCUACUACCGUACCAUCUUAAGAUUUUACCAGCUUCUAUUGAUAUUGGUAAAUCUCUUUCAGCUCAGGAAAAGAAGAUUGAAUCUACAAACGACUGUGUGCAUCAAACUAACAUGUGUAGUUUUAAUGAAAAAUGCAGCAAACACAAGAACGCUUACGUACUACAGUGCAGAGAAACAAACCACGGGGAAACCUGUGAGCGGCGGAAAUGUCACCAGUUGCUGCGUCAGUUUUUCAAAAAAAUUCCAGUGGAGUUUACAAAACGAAUGCUUUUUUGCCAAUGUCACGAUAACAAGUGUGGAGAACGGAGGCGCAAAACAAUAGUGCCGGAGUGUUCUUUCGAGGAGGCCUCCAAACCAAACUGCCUACAGCUACAUUACUCCUGUAUCAACGACAAUCUUUGCAAGUAAGUUUUGAAGUACAGCUCUCUUUUCAUAGGAAAGAAACUAUAAAAAAAUAGAAUUUUAGGCACUAAACUACCUAAGAAAUUGCAUCUUCAUCAAAGGGAAACUUCAGUAGACACAGUUAUCCACCAAGGUAUAUAAUGAUACAUGCCGUCAUGGAAGGGUCAUAAAAAGCAGGGGGAGAAAGAGAUAAUAAUUAGCAACACUUUAUGCUUUUCAGGUUUACCUCUGGUAAGCAUAAAGAUGGAAUCGGGUUGGUUAAAAAAUCUUUACAUAUAUCUUUUUUUACAUUAAAAAUAAAUACAUCUUUAUGAUGUGGAAUACUGCAAGAUCGUCAGCAACGUCAAGUCAUGCACAUAUUGUGGUAAUAAACAAUAUCACAUAUUCAGUCAUUACAAAAAUAUUUUGUGUGCGAGAAUAUAAAAACAUAGCAGUUAAGGGAAAAUGACGCCUCAGAGGGGAUAUGAUAAAAUUAUAUAAAUAUAUUCAAGGCCAGUACAAACCAUUAUUUGGAAAUCUAUUCAUAAACAGGGUUAUACAUAGGACACAAGGUCACACAUUUAAGCUGGAAGAAAAGAGAUUUCAUCUAAGGCAAAGAAAAGGUUUUUUUUUACAGUAACAGUGAUAGGGAUAUGGAAUUCUCUGUCUGAAAAUUUGGGUUUUAUCAGAGUCCAUACAGAUGUUUAAAGAGCAAUUGGAUAAAUACUUGCAAAAAUAGAAAAUUCAGAGAUAUAAUUUCUAAUUAGUGGGGUUUAGCUGCUUGAUCCAAGGAGAUAUCUGACUGCCAUUUUGGGUUUUGGAAGGAAUUUUUUCCUAGUUUGUUGCAAAAUUGGAAGCGCUUCAGACUGUUUGGGUUUUUUUGCCUUCUUUUGGAUCAACAGCAAAAACAUAUGUGAGGAAGGCUGAACUUGAUGGACGCAAGUCUCUUUUCAGCUAUGUAACUAUGUAAGACCAGUAAGUGAAUGUACAAUCUCCGGUAUCUGUCGAGAUCUGCUUAGUACAUGGGAGUAAUGCAAGGUUUAUUUACGAGAACAAACCAUAAUAGUGCACAAUUAUGUAAAAAGAGGAGCUAGACUGGCUAAUACCGUCAUGCAAGUGUUGCUUUAUUUCUCAAAGCCAUCAUAUACUGCUCUCCAUAAUGCGUUGAGCUCAUUACCUUCAGCACUUAUACAAUGAUACUAGCAGAUAAUGCGUGUUGUGGCAACACACAAGCUGCAUUUAGCGCUGAAAGUGGAAAUAGAAACUUUGGCAACAACUUAAACAGAUUAAAUGUCCAUUAAUAAGUGAAUUCCCUUGUCUGUCUCACUGGCUACAGAAACAGUAUUCACUGAAAAUGUGCUCUGACUACAUAGCCUGGGUGCAGGGCCGGUGCAAGGAUUUUUGCUGCCCUGCAUUCAAAUUUGCCACCCCAUUUACUCCAGGCUUGAAUCUAUGUAGGGACAGAGACACUACAGUAUUCGGAAUACUGGUUUAUAUUCCUAAAACUAUAGUGUUCCUUUAAAAGUAUUGAUUUAAAAAAAAAAAUUAAAACGGUCCUUUGUGUACAAAAGCAGUCACUGAUACACACAUACACACAUUCACGCACACACAUUCACUAACUGACACUCAAUGGUCCAAUCACAAUAAGUGACCAAUGCACACACAAUUUCACUGACUCGUGCAGAGUAACAGACACACACUGGCCCAAGCAGAUAUACACUGACUUAUGUAGACUGACACAUACACUGGCCCAAGCAGACACAUACACAAACACUGGACCAAGCAGACACACACAGUCACUCAUGCAGAUGGACACACACUGACCCAAGCAGACACAUACACACACGGACCCAAGCAGACCCACACAGUAACCCAAACAGAGACACACACAAACACUGACCCAAGCAUACACACACACACUGACUCAAACAGACACACUGACCUAAGCAGACACACACACACACUGAUCCAAGCAGACACACACAGACUGAUCCAAACUUACACUGACCCAAGCACACACAUGCUAAUCCAAGGAGACACACAGAUACAGACCCAAGCAGACACUCACACACUGACUCAAGCACACAUACUGUUCAAAGCAGACACACAAACACUGCCUCAAACAGACAGACACACGCACUGACCUAAGCAUACACAUACACACACUGAUCCAGACACACACACACUGACCCAAGCAGACAUACACUGACCCAAGCAUACACACACACACUGACUCAAACAGACUGACACACAUUCUUUAAAACACACACACUAUUAAGUCCCCCUCUUGCCUUCACUUCACAAUGACUCAGUCUCUCCAUGUGUCCCAGGCUUCUGGACUGCGCCUGGCUGCCUCCACUCUCUCAGAUUCGCCCCCACUAUCCUCCCACCCACUUGACCCCGAGUGCAGGGGAAGUGGCGGGAGCAAUUGAACGAUACAUCCGUGCGUUGCCUUCAUGAGAGAUGUGUGGGGGGCGGGGACGGCUCUGUGAACUUUGCAGUCUGAGGUUGAUGGCACCGGGUGCUAGUCUGCAGCUAUGUAAGUGCUCCCUGUGGCGAAACCAACCUCGCCACUGUGAACUGGAGAAGCCUGGUUGCUCGCCUGCUCCAUUUGGACUAUGGCCCUGCAGGUUAAACUGUUUAUUUCCCCUGCAGAAAGGCUUAUUUGUGUGAUCUGAGUGCCAUUCAUCUAAUAAUGUGCACUCAGAUCCCAGCUAUCUGGGGAUAUGUGAAAUGUCUGUGUGUUAUGUGUAAAUGUGACUUUAUGUAUUCUAAAGUGUUUUGUGUCUUUUUGCAACCAUGUGCUUAAUGGAGUCUUGUGUCUGUCCUGGGAGAUAAUUGAAUUACUUAUCUCCAGGAUAGAAGACUCUGAAACUGGUUUGGGCCAGAAAGCCAUGCUUCAUUUAGUCACAAAGGACUUUUUACUAACUUUUGAACCCCUUGUCUGAUUUGUGCCAUUUUUGAAUAUGUUGUUCCCCUGAAUGGAUUGAUUGUGAAUAUGUAAUUUUAUGUGAAUGUGAUGUAUGGUUUUGGAGUUAUGAAAGUUGGGUAGAAAGUAUGUUUUAACUGUAUGUAUAAUUGAGUUUCCUCUCAGGAUAAGGGGAGGGAAUAUGUGGGAUGUAACUGUGAGGUGAUUGGUUGUUUUGUAACGCCCUGUGGGCUGUACUAUGUUUGUGGAUUGGGAAUAAAAGAGACUGUAUGUGACAGUACAGGGAGUUCCUGUUUUAACCCUCAAAGUGAAGUGUCGUCUCAUUAUUGGGGGAAGGAUUUAUUGUAUGCUGUUCCAGUUUGACUGCUAGGAGAGUAAACCUAUUCGUAUGGUUCCUAUUCAACUGUCUACAGCAUUCAUAUGCUUGAGAGAAGGUAUACGCUUCUCUGGUUCGGUGAUUGUGGUGUCGGCUGCAGUGCUUGGAGUCCUCAGGAAGCGCUAGGAGCAUCCUUUAACGGAGGUACCCAGUCGGGGUGCCAGGCGAUCCGUUACACUCCCCAGUGCCCAGUGCCAUUACCCGAGGCAUGAACUACAGACUUUGUCCCACAUAGAGGGGGGGCGGCCCAAGUCAGCAGUAAAAAUGCUGCUGGUGCUCCACCCUUGAGAAGCGCCCUAUUCGGCUGCCUAAUCAGCCUAUUGGACGCGACUGCCCUGCCUGGGUGUUACAGCUUUGCUAAACGUGACUACAACAAGAGCAAGAGGUAGGUGGGCAUAUUCUCAGUGGAAGCCAGGACUCUGAUGUAGUUGGUGAGAUAGAAGAAGGAUGGGCAGGUAAGAGGUUAAUUUACUGAAUUAAAAACUUUCCAACCUUUUUUUUAAACACUCGGACCCUUAGAAGGUGCAUUGCUCAUAGGAAUCAUUAAGCAGUUACUAGUGUGAACUGUGAUAGGUAACCUUUGCCAGUCCAAAAAAAAUCUAUGCCAGCCCCAUAAGUCAUAGCGCAAUAUAUUGUCGCAUGUAAUAUGUAAGGCUAUGUCUUGCCACCCUAGAUGACUGAUAUAUAUAUUUAUAUAUAUAUAUUAUUAUUAUAUAUAUUGCUUUUUCCAAUAUAAAAUAUUGGUCCUUUUAGAGUAAAAUUUUUAAUUAUACAGUAAGCACAUGCAGACACAGACAAUCUCACUGACACAAGCGGAUUGAUAUAUAGCCUCAUAGACAAACAAUCUCACUGAUAUACAUAAGGUCAUUGACAUAAAAACACAAGCUCACUCACUAGCAGGCACACACACACACAUGCAAGCAAGCCCACUCACUAGCAGGCGCGCGCCCACACACACAGCUUAAUGUAGUGGUUCUGGUGUCUAUAGCCUGUCCCUGCAGGCUUUUCAAUGUAAACACUGACUUUUUAGAGAAAAGGCAAUGUUUACAUUGCUUCCUAGUGACAGACACUCAGACGGUCACUAGAGGUGCUUCCUGUGUCAGUGUGGAUUGGCUGAGAUCAUCAAGCUUGAUGAUCUCAGCCAUAGAGGCAGGGCCAGUCGAGGGGAGACCAGCACGACGUGGGGAAAAAAAAAGGUGAGUAAAAACACACAUACCAUGACACAGACAGACCGUGACACAGACACACCAUGACAGACAGACACACACAAUAUGACACAGACAAGACACACAUACCAUGACAGACGCACACACAUACCAUGACAGACACACACCUUAAAAAAGACCCACACACAGACCUUGACACACACACACCAUAACACAAACAGACCGUGACAGUCACACCCACACCGUGACACAGACACAGAUUACAUGACACAGACAGACACACACAGACCACGACACAGAGAGACCGUGACACAGACACACACACCGUGACACAGACAGACACACAUUACAUGACACAGACAGACACACACACACCAUGACAUACAGACACACACACAACAUGACAAACACACAUAAUAUGACACAGACAGACCGUGACAUAGACAGACACACAUUACAUGACAGACACACACACACAAUGACACAGACACACAUUGCAUGACACAGACAGACACACACACCAUAACACAGACAGACACACACACCAUGACAGACAGAGACACACACACCAUGACACAGACAGAAACACAGACACACCAUGACAGACAGACACACACACCAUGACACAGACAGACACACACACACACACCAUGACAGACAGAGACACACACACACAAUGACACACACACACACACCACGACACAGACACAUACACUCACACUGACACACAUAAUUGCUACCUGUGUGCUGGCGGCCGCAGGGGGAGCCAGUCUGAUAGUGGCCGCAUGGGGGAGCUGGCUGUUCUGUCUCUGCUCCCCCGCCCCAGCGCGCAGCUUAAUGAGACCGGGGCCGGAAUAUGAUGUCAUAUUCCGGCCCCGGUCUCUUUGUAGCGCGUGAGGGCGGGGGAGCAGAGACAGAACAGCCAGCUCCCCCUGUGGCCGCCAAAAAAGGUCCCUCUGCUGCCGCAGGUCAGCCAGCUGCCUGCCUGGCCCCAGGUGCCGACGGCCCACCGGGAAAUUUCCCGGUAUCCCGGUGGGCCAGUCCGGCCCUGGUGACAGGGCAUCACGGAAUUGUAAUACAUAGCAGAUACAGUAACAAAGUUUGCCUAUAAUGUCUGUGAAUUAAGGACAUUAAAGGGACACUAUAGUCACCAGAAACACUACAGUUUAAUGAUGUUGUUCUGGUGUCUAUAGACUGUCCCUGCAGGCUAAUCAAUAUAAAUUGAGAAAAGGCAGUGUUUACAUUGCUGCAUCGUAACACCUCUAGUGGCAGCACACUAUAGGUGGUUCCUAUUCCGCAGCACCUACGUUCAGCGUCUCCACGCUGCAUGGAGGCGCUGAAUGCUCCCCAUAGAGAUGCACUGAUUCAAUGCAUCUGUGAGGAGAUGCUGAUUGGUGCAGCAUGGUGUUUUGCCAUGAAUGCACAAUAACCUCCCAAUGUUUUCCUAUAGAAAAGCAUUAAAUUGGAUGAGAUCAUCAAGAUCGAUGAUCUCAGCUAUAGAGGCAGGGCCAGCUGUGACGAGACAACAAGGCGAGUGAGAAGAGGUGCGUAAACUCAUCUUUUAACUCCAGAGAGGGGGAGGGGAGGGGACAGACACCUACAGCCACUUCAGCACUAUAGUGUUAGGAAUACAUGUUUGUGUCCCUAACGCUAUAGUGUUCCUAUAGCAUUGGAUAUUUGCUUAGAGGGACUCUUUUUCCAGAUGCAAGACAAUAAUGCACAUUUUUUUGUAAACCCUCACAUUCCUGGCCCACAAACUCAUUUAACUUAUUUACAUAUUUAGGUUAAAAGGUGUCUCUUUUCCUGUAAUUAUAUAUUCAGUGUCAGAUUUUGACACCCUAAAAAUAAAAAAAAAUAAAAAACAUUUAAUUAUAUAUAUUUUCCUCUUUGAAAAUGCUUCCUUCUUUUAAAAAUUGUUUUAGAUCACGUUUGGCAGAUUUCCAGAAACAUUGCCACCCAUUUGAUAAAAGGACAACAAGCUGCCCCAGUGAUGAUUUGUGCUUACAAGCUUACAUAAGGAUGAUUGGUACGUUGCCUUUGAUAUUCUAAGGUUAUACGGGAAAAAAACAAUCUGUGAAUAGCUUUAAAAAAUGUGUUUUUAAUGUUAAUGCUCCAUUAGAAGAUAUAUCAUAUCUAUUCAGUUGUCAGUAAACUACUUUCCCUUUAUGGCUUGUUAAAUUAUUGGUUGACAUAAUGACUUUCUAAUGUAAAUUUUUUUGUAACAUAUACAUAUUGUAGAUGAUAUCAUCAGAUCAUCGGAUGAUGAUUCACUUUCAUUUUUAUUCUGUAAUUCUUGUGUUUCUGUAGCUCUCUUUGUUGUAUGUCUGAGGCAAGCUUAUGCCUUGUCUGUGAUUAUUCCUUACCUCCGCCAUCCGAAUUUUGGCUUGCUCCCUUAUUUCCGUUUUAAUAUCUUCUCUACUUCUCUUUUCACCACUUUUGGGGUUAAAUUGAUAACACCAGUCAUUUUUAAUUCUUCUAAUGCGUCUUCCUGUUUCCUUCUGUGUACUAUGUCUAUUGCAAGGGGUCCACUUUUGUCGAGGAGACAAUGAUAGUUAUUUCCUUAAUACUUACCAAAAUUGGUUUAAUAUUUGACUUUGCAGAGAACUUACUCAGACUGCAAGAAAAGUGAAUGUGUAUAUAUAUUCAUGUGUACAUAUGUUUAUUAAAACAAAAGAAAAAUGCAAUCAUGUAUUUAUUAUUUGUUUCAAUUGUAAAGUCAAGUGCACCGCUUUUAUCCAAUAAAUGUGACUAUACGACCAAAUCUAGUACAGAAAAGUCCAGAUGAGAAUGCACACACUAAAGCUAAGGUUAACAGCAACACUCAGGAAGGAAAUCCCCAGCUGGCCUGCCAUCAGAAUUUUGGGGCUCCUUACACAGUUCAAGGCCUGGGCCCCAGGGUCUCUCUCCCGAGUCCCCCCACAGUUCCAACCGUGUCCGCCCACAAUGAUAUGUAAGGUGGAUGAAGUGGAUAUGUAAAGUGUGUGUGUGUAUAUAGUGGAUGCAGUGUGUGUAUUUGUAUUAGUUUGUGGUGUUGGAUAGGGGCUAUGGGGUGGUAAGAAGUUUUUCUUUUUUUUUUUAAUUUAUAAUAACACAGCUCAAGGCCUAGGUCUCCUCUUCCCGCCCCUCCCAGAUAUUCUAGAUUCCUUUAUUGCACAUUCUGUUUAAUUUAGAAUGUCUUAUCUCCUGCUCUGUUAAUAGCCUUCUGGACACUGCAGGAGCCUACUGUGCGUGAUUAAAGGUUAAUUUACAGAGCCGGUAACAAAAACUAAGUAACAAAAAGUAAGUGAUCAUCUGAUUGAAAAUUAAAUAAUUUUUUCAUGCAGGCUAAAUCACAAUUUGGGGAGGUGUGGUUAGAGCUGCAUAAACAGAAACAAAAGUGAUUUAACUCCUAAAUGGCAGAGAAUCGAGGAGGGAGACCACAUGGGGCAUGAUCUAUACACAAACUGCUUCAUUUAAUGUUACCAAUCAAAUUGCAUCUAAUUAGUUACCUCCUGCAGUGAUGUUGAAAAUGUGUUAUUCGCUAGAUGUCAGCUUUGCUUCUUUAUUUCCAAUAGGUACCAUAAUGACCCCAAAUUUUAUCACCAACUCAAGCAUGGCUUUGUCUCUUUGGUGUACUUGUGAAAGCAGUGGGAACCAGAAUGAUGACUGCAAGGCAAUCAACGGAAUGUUCGCGGGCAGCACGUGUCUCAGUAAGUCAUCACUCAUGUCUCACUAAUAGUUACUCAGGGUUCUGCCUUAAUAUGUUGUGUUAUACUUAGAAUUUAUUGAGCUGAACUGCCAGUGACUCAGGUCAGUAACAUAUUUAUAAGAUAUUUUUAAACUUUAUCUAAAUUUUCUGUAUUUUAUGGUGUAAUAAUAAUACAAAUACAAACCAAAGGCAUAGUGGAAAAGUAGAGUACAAAACCUCAAAGCCAUAACAGAGGGAGCAUAAUGCAAUCUACAAAACCCACAAUAGACAGCAAGCCACGGUGACCAUUCCCAAACAUCACAGAUAAAAUGAAGUUAGAGAGUAUAUUACCACUGCCUGACGGAUGUUCAUUGCUCACUCCAAGAGAACCUUUUCCAAUGUGAGUUUAUGAUCCCAGCUGAUAAGCAUGGGAAUCAUUACCAAGUAGCCAAUCAGGAGACAGAAGGUUCCAUCUUUGAUGCUGUGUUAUCAUUUGGCUGUGACCUGAUGAGAACAACUAUAUAAAUUGAUAAAAUUAUCAUUAUGUAGCAGGACAAAGUUUAUAGUUACACAUAGUACAGGUAGCAUUCUCUCUUGUUUCCUAAAAAUAUUAAAUCGGCUUAAUUUAAUUAUGGGAAUAAAGUUAAAUAAAUUGCUUGAAGGGUUAACACGUGAUAUUGGUAGGGUAUAAUUAGGAAUGAGCAGAACAUGUGUAAACUGGGGCAGGCCACAAGAAACUAGACACUCUUAAUGUUGAUAGGUAGGAUGGAUGGAUUUAGAUAAAGUAUUUGUUUAUUUCAGUUUGAUGUUAUCAUUCUUGUGAUUUAUAGCAAGCGCUGCGUAAAUUUAUUAACAGGAAUAAUUCCAUUUAUAUUGAUUGAUCAACUCAAGUUUGUUUUGCACUUUUUCUGUUUGCAAACUUUUUCUGGAGCACUAGGUAGGAAGAAACAUUAUCACAACAUUUUAUAGGUUACGUAUGCGAUACAACAGUGUACUAACCAAUCUCUAAGAAAUGUAGUAAGUGCUAACAUAACAAUUCUUAUUCCCUCAGGAAAUUUGAUCAAGUCUGAGUUUGGAGGGAAUAUUGAAUUGGAUACAACGUUGACAAUUUCCAGGAUUGAACAUACAGACGAUACAAAUUUCUCAGCCCUCUCUAGAACUAAUAAGGCACGUGGUAAAAUGAUUGCAAUAUUUACACUUCUACCUCUAUGACAUGGCUAUGUAACACUUUCUAUUAAACUAUAACUCUUUUGAUUCUCAGUCUUCAACCAUAUACUGGUUGAAGAUCAUGGAAGACAUAGCAAAAUGUCCAGUCUUGUUAGGUUGCUCAUAUCUGAGAUUAGGGAAUGGACCAAGUGAUGAAGGCUGUGCUAAAGGAGGUAAUAGGAGUUAAAGGCGGGUAUGAGAGAAAGAGUUUGGACCUGCUUAUGAAGAACAAAUACAGGAGUCAGGCAAGUGUAAUAGAGAAUGGAAAUUCUGCACUGAAAAUAUCGGACAAAUUUUGUCAGAAAAAAUAAAUAAAUUAAAAAAAAUUGACUAAUGGAUGAAAUUUGAUUUGGACAAAACAAUUUGUCGAUUAAAUUAAUUUGGACAAACUGAAAAUUUCCACAGUGCACAUGUCUGUCUACCUUACACUAACAGAGACAUUGGAAUAUGUCACGAAAUAUCCUUUUCUUUCUACCCAUUAAAAGCAUGCUGCUGAUGCUGUCCAGGAUGCCAAAGAAAGCAUAGAUGGAAAUAAACUCUUGCUGCACAUUCAGAUAUACAUUGCAGCCCCACCACACUACCUAAUAGAUGGAUGUGAAGCAAAGUUCUGUUCUACAGCACUCACUUGUCACAGUUUUCUUAAAUAACCUGGCAGAGGACUAUACUACUAAUCUUUUGUUUUAUAAUUGGUUCUUUACUUUGAAGAGCAGCUGUCUGUGGUAACCCCCCUCCCCCCUCCUCCCCCUCCCUGCCCGCACCCCCCCUCCCCCAUUCUUCACCAAUUGUAGAGAUCUGGGUACCCAUGAUUUGAAGCAGAGGAUACCCAAUGUUAUGAAUUCAGUGACUAUUGACUUUUGUAAGUACAUUCUUAUAUGCUAUUUUAGUAUAAAUGCUAAAUUUUAAUUUAGUCCUGGAGGCUCAGUGUCAUGAAUUAAUUGUAUGCAUUAUAUUUUGUCCCAUCCGAAAUAAAAUUCAUUGUAUUUCAUUAUUAUGUCCAAUUCUAUGUUUUUUACAGGUUAGUGAAAAGAAUCAGCUGCCAAAUAACUCAGAAAAUCAAGAGAAAGACAUUCCUAACCAACCCAGUGGUACGGGGACCAGCGUAUCAUUCUCAGCUUUGGCUUUAACACUCUUUAGUUCCGCAUCGCUCUGGAUCUUAGAUAUGGUGUUCUUCAUUUAAGCCAGAAAUAUAAAGUGCUUACCCUGAAAUGCCACUAUCACACACAAUUCAGAGAUUUGUGGUUUCAUCUGGUUUACAGGAAACUGUACAUUUAAUUCUAUAGGCCCACUGCACUGUACAUGUACAAAUGUAUCCCUAAGACUUGGAGAGACUGACUGCAAGGCCAAAGGGAAGAUCCACGGAUAUUCAGAAAAAUUGGACUAUGAUAUCAUACAUGGUUAAAUGUCGAUAUGGAUUUUUUCCUGAGCUUUUGGAAUAUGAGACUAUAUUUAUGUGCAGUGGGUUUGCAGACUGAACUCAAUAUACGGGAGUUAGGAUGUAGCUAUUGGUGAGUUACAUAAGAGAUAAACAGAUAUAUUUUGGAGCUAAAUGUGUCAUUCCAUUCAAUGGACUAAGGUCAUGGUGAGUUAAUAUGCCAAACAUCAGAAAAUGCUCACUUAUUUCUUCUUAGCCAAACUCGGAUGGCUGUUUGAUGCCAAAUUUGAAGACAGUAGUACAUCUAAUGUCUGCUGUAAAAGCACUGUUGCUAACAAGAUCAUGCUUUAACAUUGUAUCUGUUCAUAGCAACCAGAAAAAAAUAUGAUUAUUAUGCUUGUUGGAUAUUCUCAUUAAAGAAUAAACAAAAAAAAAACCUUUAAAAA
Molecule: messenger RNA, 30285 nt
Organism: Pelobates cultripes (western spadefoot toad)
Lineage: Eukaryota; Metazoa; Chordata; Amphibia; Anura; Pelobatidae
Source: the annotation of a GenBank genome assembly